Molecule: messenger RNA, 4832 nt
Organism: Tyto alba (common barn owl)
Lineage: Eukaryota; Metazoa; Chordata; Aves; Strigiformes; Tytonidae
Gene: RPRD2
Product: regulation of nuclear pre-mRNA domain containing 2
Exons: 11
Coding region: 132-4490 (1452 amino acids)
Biological process (GO): mRNA 3'-end processing
Cellular component (GO): RNA polymerase II, holoenzyme
Molecular function (GO): RNA polymerase II C-terminal domain binding
Source: RefSeq, a predicted model, not a curated record
CUCCGCGUUCCCCGCCCCGCCGCGGCGGGCCCCGCCGCCUCCUGAGGCGCCGCCGGGCCGCGAGCGUAGCAGGGGAGCGGCCGCGCCGCCGCCGUCCGUGCGCGGCCCGGUUGGGCGAGCAGGGCGGGAAGAUGGCGGCGGGCGGCGGAGGCGGCGGCCGGGCCUCCUCCUCCUCCUCCUCGGCCGCCGCCUCCUCCUCCUCGGCCGGCGCGCUGGAGGCCUCGCUCGACAGGAAGCUGCAGGCGGUGACCAACACGAUGGAGUCCAUCCAGGGCCUCUCCUCCUGGUGCCUGGAGAACAAGCGGCACCACAGCACCAUCGUCUACCACUGGAUGAAGUGGCUGCGCCGCUCUGCCUUUCCUCAUCGACUGAACCUUUUUUACUUGGCCAAUGACGUCAUACAGAACUGCAAGAGAAAAAACGCGAUUGUCUUUCGUGAUACAUUUGCAGAAGUGCUUCCUGAAGCUGCUUCAUUAGUGAAGGAUCCAUCUGUUUCCAAAUCUAUCGAAAGAAUCUUCAAAAUCUGGGAGGACAGAAAUGUGUACCCUGAAGAAACCAUUUUGGCACUAAAAGAAGCUCUGAGUACCACUUUCAAAACUCAGAAGCAGCUGAAAGAAACUCUGAACAAACAACCGAAUAAGCCGUGGAAGAAAUCACAAACAUCCACGAACCCAAAAGCUGCUUUGAAGUCCAAGAUUGUUGCUGAAUUCAGACCACAGUCUCUCAUUGAUGAAUUGCUAUUAUAUAAGCGCUCAGAAGACCAGAUAGAGCUGAAAGAGAAGCAGCUCUCCACUAUGAGGGUGGAUGUGUGCAGCACUGAAACUCUUAAGUGCUUAAAAGACAAAACAGGAGGAAAGAAGUUCUCCAAGGAGUUUGAAGAAGCAAGUUCAAAGCUGGAAGAGUUUGUAAAUGGCUUAGACAAACAAGUGAAAAAUGGGCCUUCUCUCACGGAAGCCCUGGAGAACGCUGGUAUAUUUUAUGAAGCACAGUAUAAGGAAGUCAAGGUGGUAGCAAAUGCUUACAAAACAUUUGCUAAUCGAGUGAGCAAUCUAAAGAAAAAGCUAGACCAGUUGAAAGCAACGCUUCCGGAUCCGGAGGAAUCUCCUGUCCCUUCUCCAAGUAUGGAUGCUCCAUCUCCGACGGGCUCCGAGUCGCCUUUUCAGGGGAUGGGGGAGGAGGAUAACUCCCGGUCUCCAGUGGUCGGAAGCCGCAAGACGGUAUCUCCGGAGCCUGUGACGGAUAAUCGGGAUGUGGAAGACAUGGAGCUCUCUGAUGUGGAGGAUGAUACGUCUAAAAUUAUUGUGGAAGAGAGGAAGGAGAAGCAGGCUGCUCCAGCUUCGGCACCCGCGAAGGCUGAGAGCGUCCCCAAAGCGGUGCCGUCUACCGCUGCAGCAGGCACAACUUCGGUGACAGUGACGCCGCCUGCCCAGACUCCUCCGGCUCCUCCGGCUCCGAAGGCAGUGAGCGCAGCGCCCGUCCCUCCGUCGCCAGCGCUUGCGUUGCCCAACCUGGCCAACGUGGACCUGGCAAAGAUCAGCUCCAUUCUUAGCAGUUUAACUUCUGUAAUGAAAAAUACAGGUGUCAGUCCCGCCUCGAGACCUUCUCCAGGAACCCCGACGAGCCCAACAGCUCUUACUAGUGGCCUGAAGACUCCUGUCAUGGGGACUCCGUCUGCUCCUUCAAACCCGUUAGCAAACAUUCUCUCCAAAGUUGAAAUAACUCCCGAAAGUAUUUUGUCUGCUCUCUCCAAAACCCAGACUCAGACUGCACCAGCAUUGCAAGGUUUGUCAUCCUUGCUUCAGAGUGUUGCUGGAAAUACUGUUCAGUCAAGCGAAACCGCGUCACAGAGCACUUCAGCAUCGCCAGCUAACACGACUGUUCCUUGCGUGAAGGGGAGGAAUAUUCCUUCCAAUACUCAGUCCUUUAUAUCCAAAAGUUUUGGUUAUUCUCCAAACUCCUCUACUGCUGAGGUUUCCUCAACUUCAGUUAAUAAGGCUCCUGUUGGACAUACCCCAGGGCUGUCAAGCUCCAGUUUUAAGCCGCCAACCAAUUCCUUGGGAUUUUCCAGUUCCCACCCUACCAGUCCUUCCUCCCUUUUGCCAACAGAAACCUCACUGGGUCAGUCCUCUGAAAUUUCAAAAGCGAAGCUGGAAUCGGAGCCCCCUUCUCCGAGCCUGGAGAUGAAGAUACACAAUUUCUUGAAGGGAAAUCCUGGCUUCAGUGGCUUGAACUUGAAUAUUCCAAUUCUCAGCAGCUUAGGGUCCAGCAUCGCAACGGAAAGUCACGCGUCUGACUUCCAGCGUGGUCCUACCAGCACUUCCAUGGACAAUGUGGACGGAACACCGGUGCGCGAUGAGCGAAGCGGGACGCCCACCCAGGACGAGAUGAUGGAUAAGCCGACGUCGAGCAACGUCGACACUAUCUCCCUGCUGUCAAAAAUCAUGAGCCCCGGUUCUUCUACUCCCAGCAGCACGAGGUCGCCUCUUCAGAGCCGGGAUGACGGAUAUUCCCAAGAGCUUUCCAAUUCUGUGCACACCUACCGGCCCUUCGGCCUCGGCAGAGAGUCUCCGGCCGGCCUGUACAAGCAGUCUGCAGACAACAUGGAGAUACCCUCCUCUUUAAUGGACUCCUCCCAGGAGAAGUUUUACCCAGACACGUCUUUUCAAGAAGACGAGGAUUACCGCGACUUCGACUACUCGGGGCCGCCGCCGUCGGCGAUGCUAAACCUGGAGAAGAAGCCCGCCAAGUCUAUCUUGAAAUCGAGUAAACUCUCAGAAGCUGCAGAGUACCAGCCGGUCCUGUCCAGCUACAGUCAAAGAUCGCAAGAGUUCGCCGUGAAGUCGUCCUUUCCUCAGUCGAUGAGGUCUAUUCUUGAUCAGAGCGAGAGCUGCGAACCGCUGACGUCGUCUCCGGGGAUGUACGGGAGCUACGGCCUCAGGGGAAACGACUCCACCUCGGACGGUUCCCCUUCGCCCAGCAAGAACGACGUGUUUUUCACACCGGACUCCAACCACAACAACUUACCGAAAUCGGUGGUGCACUCUGGCCUCUCGCAGAAGCAAUACCCGGACUCGCCCCACUCGAUUCCCCACCGCUCGCUUUUCUCUUCUCAAAACGCCCUCUCCAGCCCCGCGGGCAGAGCGCCCGCGGCGAGCGUGGAGAAAUCCUUGGGUUCUUCCAUUUCUGCCACGUCGACCAUCGAGUUCAAGAACAUGCUCAAAAACGCCUCCCGUAAGCCCUCCGAGGAGAAGCAUUUUGGCCAGAUUUCCAAAAGCAGCUCCGGCGAGGGGGUGAGCUUGUCCGGAGCUCCCAAGGGAGAGCCGCAGCCGCAGGAGGAGCACUACCGCAUAGAGACCAGGGUCUCCUCGUCCUGCUUGGACUUGCCCGACAGCACCGAGGAGAAAGGGGCCCCCAUCGAAACGCUGGGUUACCACAACGCCUCGAGCAGGGGGAUGUCGGGAGAGCCCAUCCAGACGGUGGAAUCCAUCCGGGUUCUGGGGAAGGGGAAUCGAGGACACGGGCGAGAGGCGAGCCGAGCGGCGGGGUGGUUCGAGAUGAGCGGCGGCGGGAGCGCCUUCGAUAACGGGCCCUCGGGCACGUCGGAGCUGCCCGGCAUGGGCGGCUUCGCGGCGCCCUACAAGGAGCACGUGCCGCCCUUCCAGGAGAGCGUCAACAACUUCCGAACAAAUAACUUCAGCCCCGCUUUCGAGCACCACAUGCCGCCGCCCCUCGCCCCGCCUCCCAUCGAGCACGGGACUCCCUUCCAACGGGAUCCGGUGGGUCCCCCCGCCGGGCCCCCGCCCGCCCCCCCCAAGGACCACGGCAGCCUGUUCCCGAGGGAUCACUCGGUCCCUCCCCGCAUGCCGUCGGUGGAUCACGCCAACCCCUUCUCGAAGGAAACCUCCGCUCCGCUCUCCCUGCCCCACGGCGUGCCCCCGCCUCCCUCCGUCGAGCACGCCGGGGUCCCCUUCCCCACGCCCCCGCCGCCCCCCGUCCCCGGGGAGCACGCCAACGUCCCCUUCCCCGCCCAGCCGCCGCCGGCCGGGGAGCACGGCGGCGUCCCCUUCCCCGCGCCGCCCCCCAUGGCGGUGGAGCACGGCGCCGGCGCCUUCCCCAAGGAGCACGGUACCAUCCACCAAGGGACGAUGAAAGAGCAUUUCGCCGUGCACGCCGGACCCCGCGAACCGUUGGCCCAAGCCCAACAGCGGGACCACGCCGCAGCCCCCCUGUCCCGCUCCCGCGAGGCCGUGGGGCUGACCCCCCUCUCCAGGGAGCAGCUGGGGGCCCCCCGCGGCCUGGGCCCCCCUGCUCACAGGGACGGUGGCAGCCGCGGCGGGGUGCUGGUCAGGACCCCCCGCGCUGACUUCAGACCGCGAGAGCCCUUCGUAAGCAGAGACCCCUUCCAUAGCCUGAAAAGGCCCCGGCCGCCCUUCGGGAGGGGGUCCCCCUUCUUCGCCCCGAAACGCCCCUUCUUCCCCCCCAGGUACUGAAGCAGACGCCCAGCUCCCAAGCGAAGGCAUCCGGACGCUGUAGAGAGCAGCGGAGUAGCGCUUUCACUUGGUUUUUCCAUAUUUUAUUUUUUUUUCUUUCCCUCAAGAGCCCCAUAACCUUCUCCUAAAUUAAAUGUUCUGGGUUAUUUUUUUUUUGGUUUAUUUUUUUGUUUGUUUGUUUGUUUAUUAUUUUGGGGUUUUUUUCUUUUUUUGUUUUUUUUUUUUUUUUUCAGUUGUUUCUUUCCCAAGCCCACCCAGUUGGUGCAAGACUAGGAAAAAAAAAAAAAAAAAAUUAAUGAAAAGAAGAAUUGCUGUUGAAAUAAAAACUUCCAGUAGUAGUUU